Molecule: messenger RNA, 5808 nt
Organism: Rhineura floridana
Lineage: Eukaryota; Metazoa; Chordata; Lepidosauria; Squamata; Rhineuridae
Gene: SMG6
Product: SMG6 nonsense mediated mRNA decay factor
Exons: 19
Coding region: 433-4404 (1323 amino acids)
Biological process (GO): nuclear-transcribed mRNA catabolic process, nonsense-mediated decay
Cellular component (GO): telomerase holoenzyme complex
Molecular function (GO): protein binding; telomerase RNA binding; telomeric repeat DNA binding
Source: RefSeq, a predicted model, not a curated record
CACGGGAGGGCGGCGGCGGCGGCGGCACGCGCGGAGUGUAUUGUUCUGGGGCGGCCCGGAGGGGGGCUGCCUGGGCGCGCUUUCCCGCUCGCGCACACGCCCCCUUCCGCCCGAGGAACGGCCCCGGGGAGGCGAGCGCGGGUGAGGACGAGCGGGGCCCCCGCCUCAGCCGAGCUCCCUCCCUGGCGCGAGAGGCCUCCUGUGAGCCGUUGUGGCCCAGGCAGGCCCUCGCCCCGUGAAUUUUAACUUCUUAACUAGGUUUUCUAAAAAGAUAUUGUCACCGACUUCUGUUGUGUUUCGUGAGAGACCACGAAGGAGCCCCGGCAUCGUAAAGACAAUCGCCGCCCCGAUCUCGAGAUCUACAAGCCUGGCCUUUCGCGGCUGCGGAACAAACACGGCUUCUCAGCCAAGCAGGAGGAAGCCAAGGGUGGCAUGGCUGGGGACAGGGGGGCUCCUCUUGCUGCUGGCAGGGAGGAUCCCUCCACCCCUCAGGAGUUGCCCAGGGGAGGCAGCCAGCACCCAAAUGGCCUCUUGGAAAGCAAUGCAGAGGAAGGGCCCCCUCAAGGCCAGGGGAGCGCCCCUGAGGAUUGGUGUCCGCGCAUCAUCAGGCGAGCCAAGAAGCCUGACCAGCAGAUCUACCAGCCCGGGAAACGCCUGCAGAUCUCUUCCAAGGAGCCUGCUGCCCCCCAGCCAGCAACUGAGGAGCCCCCCGUGAAGGGGGAGCAGCAGGGCAGAGAGCCUGAAAGGAAUGCUGGGAAGGAUGUAGGCAUUGGCAGCAGGAAGCCCCUGGCCGAAGAGGGGCAGGAAGGGAGCCUGAGCAAAGGGGGGCCCAAGCCUGCCUGGGGGGAGAAGGGCAGGCGAGCUGAGCGGACGGAACGGUCCAGGAAAGGCGGUGACGAGGUGGCCCAUGGCAAGGUCAGCCCCCCAAAGCGCUACUCACGCUCCGAUAAGCGCCGCAACCGCUACCGCACCUGCAGCACCAGCUCGGCCGGGAGCAACAACAGCACCGACGGGGCACGCGGGGAGGCGGAAGCUGGGCGGAAGCGCCAGGAGCGGCCUCGCCCUCGGAAGCAGCUUUCUGCUUCCUCCACGGACUCCCUCGACGAUGACGGUGACAAGGCCGAGGAGGCUGAAGGACGUGGCCCUGGCAGGGAUGCGGAGGCCCGAAGGCGCCUGGAGCGUGGCUGGCUCUCCCGGAGCACCGAAGGGAGGAAGGCCAAGGGAGCCCAGGCGAGCAGACAGGCCGCUGCCAGCAGGGAGCUCUUGACAGCCAAGGCAGACUGGCGCAAGCGCAAGCCGUCGGAAGCCAGCUUGAGUGACUCUGCAGAGGCAGCUGGGGAGGGGAAGGGCACCGGCCGGGAGCCCCAGGGAAGAGGCCGUGGCAUCCUGGUUCUGCCGGCCAACACGGACCUCACUGCCAGCAGCGUGGGCUCUCCUGAGGCUCCCCACUCGGGGCCCAGGCUCCUCUUUGGUGGCGGGGGCAAAGGGGCCCGGGGAAGGGGCCGGGGGGGCACUGCCCGCCGGCUCUGGGACCCCAACAACCCCAACCAGAAGCCUGCGCUGAAGAGCCAGACUGCCCAGCUGCACUUCCUCGACACGGACGACGAGGCGGCUCCUGUGCCCAGCCGGGGGGGCGACGCCCGGCAGGCCCAAGCCUCCUACUACCGCUUCCAAAAUUCUGACAACCCCUACUACUACGGGCGGGCGGCGGGCCAGGCCCCCUCCUACCCCUACGCAGGGUACUCCGUGCCGUAUCCGGUCGGCGCCCUCAACGGGGUUUACCCUGCCGCCUCUUGGCCCGCCAGCUACCCAGGCCAGGCGGAUCCCUGCCUCUGCAGCCCCCUCCUGGCCGGGCCGCUCAGCCCCGAGAUGGAGCAGGAGGUGCGCAGCCUGCAGCAGCAAGAGCUCAGCAAGGUCCUCCGCGAAGCCAGCAACCUGGACCAGCAGCUGAGCAACCUCCUGUCCAGGGACCGGCUCAGUCCCGAGGGCCUCGAGCGGAUGGGCCAGCUCAGGGCGGAGAUGCUGCAGCUGUAUGAGUGCUGCCUCCUGAGCGACAUUGAGUUCGCCGACGCGCAGAACGUGGACCAGCUGCUGUGGAAGAACGCCUUCUACCAGGUGAUUGAGAAGUUCCGGCAGCUGCUCAAGGACCCGCUCGGGGAGAGCGCCCAAGAGAUCCGUGGCAAGCUGCUCCAGAUCCUGGAUGAGGGCAGCGUUUUCUUCGACAGUUUGCUACAAAAGCUGCAGGGGACGUACCAGUUCAAGCUGGAGGACUACAUGGACGGCAUGGCUGUUCGCAGCAAGCCUCUGCGGAAGGUGGUGAAAUAUGCCCUCAUCAGCGCGCAGAGGAGCCUGAUCUGCCAGGGAGACAUCUGCCGGUACCGAGAGCAGAGCAGUGACACGGCAAACUACGGGAAGGCACGCAGCUGGUACCUGAAGGCCCAGCACAUUGCCCCCAAGAAUGGACGCCCCUACAACCAGUUGGCUCUCUUGGCUGUUUACACGAGGAGGAAGCUGGACGCCGUCUACUACUACAUGCGCAGCCUGGCGGCCAGCAACCCCAUCCUGACCGCCAAGGAGAGCCUCAUGAGCCUCUUUGAGGAGACCAAGCGGAAGGCGGAGCAGGUGGAGCAGAAGAAGAGCCCCGGCCAGCGCUGCAAGGGCAAGAAGUCCGCCUUCCGGCCUUCUGGGGACGAUGCCACCCGCCUGGAGCUCUGGAUCCACCCCUCCCACCCCCGCUCCAGCCAGGGCCAUGAGUCCGGCCGGGAUUCGGAGCAGGACAGCGGGCUCGGGGGCCUCAGCCCCAGCGACCUGAACAAAAGGUUCGUCCUGAGUUUUCUGCAUGCCCAUGGGAAGCUGUUUACCAGGAUUGGGAUGGAGACGUUCCCGGCUGUGGCUGCCGACGUCCUGGGCGAGUUCCAGGUGCUGCUGGAACACAGCCCCUCGCCCAUCGGGAGCACCCGCAUGCUGCAGCUGAUGGCCAUCAACAUGUUUGCUGUCUACAACUCUCAGCCCAAAGAGUGCCUCUCCGAGGAGUGCCGUUCGGUGAUCCAGGAACAAGCCACAGCUCUGGGCCUCUCCAUGUUCUCCCUCCUGGUCAAGCGUUGCACCAGCCUGCUGCGAGACAUCUCUCCAGCAGCCCAGGCCCAAGAGGGCUCCGAGGACGACGACAUCAAAGUCUCCUCCUUGCCGCAGGAUCUGAAGGAGCUUCUCCCCAGCAUCAAGGUCUGGUCGGAUUGGAUGCUCGGCCACUCGGACACCUGGAACCCCCCGCCCAGCUCCCUGGAGCUGCCCCGACCGGUCUCGGUGGACGUGUGGGUAACGCUGGCCGACUUCUGCAACAUCCUGACGGCCGUGAACCAGUCGGAGGUGCCGCUAUACAAGGACCCGGAUGAGGACCUCGCCCUGCUCAGCCUGGAGGAAGAUCGGCUGCUCUCGGGUUUCGUCCCGCUGCUCGGUGCCCCUCAGGAGCCCUGCUACGUGGAGAAAUCCUCGGACAAGGUUAUUGCGGCCGACUGCAAGAGGGUCACGGUGUUGAAGUAUUUCCUGGAAGCCCUUUGUGGCCAAGAGGAGCCAUUGCUGGCAUUCAAGGGUGGAAAGUAUGUGUCAGUGGCCCCCGUCCCAGACGCCAUGGGAAAGGAAGCAGCGAGCCAAGAGGGAAAACAACUGGAUGAUCAGAAGGAGGACAACGUCAGGAUUGAGGCGUUUGAGGAUGACUCGGAGGCUGACGCCAGCGGCGGAGAGCUGGAUAUUAAGGAGCUGCGGGCGAAGAAGCAAGCCCUGACCAGGAAGGUGGCUGAGCAGCAACGUCGGCAGGAGAAAAUCCAGGCGGUGCUGAAGGACCAGGCCCAAGUGAGGCACAUGGAGCUGGAGAUCCGUCCCGUCUUCCUGGUGCCAGACACCAAUGGCUUCAUUGACCACCUGGGCAGCCUCAUCAAGCUUCUGGACUGCCGGCAGUUCAUCCUCGUGGUGCCCUUGAUCGUAAUAAACGAACUGGACGGGCUGGCCAAGGGCCCCGAGUCAGAGCAUCGCGUCGGGGGCUAUGCGCGCCUGUUGCAGGAGCGAGCCCGCAAGGCCGUCGAGUUCCUGGAGACACGCUUUGAGAAGCGCAACAGCUACAUGCGCGCCCUCACCAGCCGGGGCAACGAGUUGGAAUCCAUCUCCUUCCGUAGCGAGGACAUCUCCAGGCAGCAGGGAAACAACGACGACUUGAUCCUCUCCUGUUGUCUCCACUACUGCAAUGACAAAGCCAAGGACUUCAUGCCAGUCAGCAAAGAUGACCCGAUCCGGCUGCUCCGGGAGGUGGUGCUGCUGACGGACGACCGGAACCUACGUGUGAAGGCCUUGACCCGCAACGUGCCUGUGAGGGACAUCCCCACUUUCCUGAUGUGGGCCCAGGAAGGGUGAGCAGGCAGGCAUUGUCCCAGGAAGCCGUGCAGCUGUUGCCACCUGCAGGGGCGGCCUUGAGAUGGUGGCCGGAGGAGCCUAGUGCUAAGCUGCCGCCGUUGGCCCCGUUCCCAGCUGACCCACCAAUGAACAAUAAACACAGCGUCUCCAACCCCACCCGGAAUGGCCGUGCUGUGGGGGUGAGAGAGAAAGAGAGAGAGCUGGGGAGGCACGCUAGGGAGGUUGUUUCCGCAGAGGUUGUGGGGUAUAGAUUCCCCACCCCACCGUGGGCUCUUUGGACAGGGGAGGAAAGGCCAAUCAGAGAGGCCCCUUGGCAAGGUGGGGCAACGGGGAUCCUUUGUUUGGAAGUGUGUGGACUGUUUUUUUCUGGGCCCCAAUCCCCUCCCUCCUGCCCACAUUGUGCAGUUGUCAUCUCAGCCCCUUCUGCAACCGCCGGGUGCGUCUGGCCUCAGCCUGGCCUCCUGCCCCUUCACUUCCAUCCAGAGUCGUUCCCAGGCGUUUCACCCGCCAUCCUCGCCUUUUGCAGCCCUGGAACUCACAGGGGCCUUACACACACACACACACUUCAGCACUUGCCAGUUUCGUCCCCCAACGCAACACAAGCUAGCUACUUGUGAGACACUCUCGCUGGCGUGCUUUAGAGAGGGAGGCCGCAGCUCUGGGCUUGGGAACAACAGGUACCUUUUGGCAUUGGGAGCGGGGGGGGGGGAAGAGAGAAGCAGGUGCCCUCAUGAGGGAGAUUGGCGGGCACAGAGACUCCCGACAAAGGGAGGAAGUUCCUUGGAGUUGACGCGCAGAACUGCUGUUGCAAAGAAGCGCCGAAGAGUCCCCUCUGGAGCCUGUAUUGACACUGUGGGGGGGAGGACUGGGGGGGGGAAGCCAGCUGUCUUGUGUGUCCUCCCCCCCCCCGGGGAGGAGCCAGAGUGCAUCUGAAGAAGGGGUCGAUGCAACAGCAUUGUUGCCCAUCCCCAGAGCCUUUGGGCUUGAGUGGGAGGAGGGCAGAAUUGGGAACAAAACAGAACAACACCCGCCUUAGAUAAUGGACUUCUCUUGUGUGAGGAGGAGACUUUGUAGGCAAGUCAUCCCACUUUUGCUUCUGGGGGGAGUUUGUUCCACAUGGGUUGGGACAGAACCCCACCCCUUGCCUUUGUCCGCUGGCCCAGAGGAGGGGGACGGCCUCUUAUGGCUUUGCCAGCCUACGCCUGGCACUGUCGGCCACCUGCUCGCAAGAGAUAGGCGUGGAUCCAGCCCCCUGGAGUGGGGAGAGCUAGCCAGCAUGGUCCCCUCCCACAAGGAGGGCUCCCUCCCCCGCUUUAGUUCUGCUUUUUGCCUGCCUGGGUUUGAUGGAGGGCUUGUGACCAUUUUUGUUCCUUUUGGUUUUCUUAAUAAAUUUUUAGUAGGGAA